AUGUCGUUGUCAAUCCCCGGUCCCUCCCAGGCCGGCCUCUUCAAGCCUGGAUAUCAAAGCCAUGACGCCGAAGACGGUGCCGUGAUCCGCAACAUCGAAGCAUGUCGAGCAAUCUCCCAGACCGUCCAGUCCUCUCUAGGCCCCUAUGGCCGCAACAAGAUCGUCAUCAACCAUUUACAAAAGAUGUUCCUUACUUCAGACGCUGCGACAAUCCUACGAGAAUUGGAUGUUGUGCACCCCGCCGCCAAAUUGCUUGUGAUGGCUAGUCAGCAACAGGACGCCGAGAUGGGCGAUGCGACGAACUUGGUUAUUGUUUUCGCCGGAGAGUUGUUGAAGAAGGCUGAAGAAUUGUUGAGAAUGGGAUUAAAGACAAGUGAUAUCGUGAAUGGAUAUGAAAAGGCGCAGGGAUUUGCCUUGAAGACCUUGGAAGACCUCGAGGUGGACCGCCUCAAGGAAAUGCGUUCUGCCACAGAACUCAGCAAAGCCCUCAUCACUGUCAUCGCUAGCAAGCAGUCCGGCAAUGAAGAAGUCCUUGCUGCCCUCGUUUCCGAAGCCGUGCUUGCCGUCCUUCCUAAGAACCCCACCAACUUCAACGUCGAUAAUGUUAGAGUGGUCAAGAUCAUGGGUGGUAGCUUGGAACAAUCACGUGUGAUUAAAGGUAUGGUUUUCGGCCGUGAGCCCGAUGGACAAAUCAAGAAGGCUCGCAAGGCCAAGGUCGGCGUCUUCAGUUGCCCUAUCGAUAUCUCCCAGACCGAGACCAAAGGCACUGUUCUUUUGAAGAAUGCACAGGAGAUGCUCGACUUUACCAAAGGAGAGGAAGACCGUCUCGAAGCUGCCAUUAAGGAAUUAUAUGACUCUGGUGUACGUGUUGUUGUUGCUGGAUCCACAGUGGGCGAAUUGGCUCUGCACUACCUUAACCGUUUCAAUAUUCUGGUUAUCAAGAUCAUGUCGAAGUUUGAACUCCGUCGCCUUUGCCGUGUUGUUGGCGCCACACCGCUCGCUCGUCUCGGUGCACCUAUGCCGGAUGAAAUGGGCAACAUUGAUGUUGUUGAAACCACAGAGAUUGGAGGCGACCGUGUGACCGUUUUCCGUCAAGAGGAUGCCAACACCGUCACUCGAACUGCUACCAUCGUUCUACGAGGUGCUACACAAAACCACCUUGAUGAUGUUGAACGUGCUAUUGACGACGGCGUCAACGCCGUCAAAGCUAUCACCAAAGACCCCCGUCUCGUCCCUGGUGCUGGAGCCACAGAACUUCAGCUGGCUGAACGCAUCUCUGCCUUUGCCGAUAAGACGCCGGGAUUGGCCCAGUAUGCCAUUAAGAAGUACGCAGAAGCAUUCGAAGUUGUUCCUCGAUCAUUGGCCGAGUCCGCUGGUCUUGAUGCCACCGAGGUUCUUUCACGACUAUACACUGCUCACCAACGCAACAAGAAAUCCGACUCCGAAGAAGAGGAAGACGAAGAGGAAGAUUCAGAAAACUCCGGAGAGGAGUCCGAAGAGGAAUCGGAUGAAGAUGACGAAGAUCCAUACUGGACAACAGGUGUGGAUCUAUUCGGAAACUCCACGACAGGUACAAUUGAUGCUUUGGAAGAAGGUAUCCUGGACCUGAUGGCUUCCAAGAGCUGGGCAAUCCGCCUGGCAACCGAGUCUGCUCGCACAGUCUUGAGCGUUGACCAAAUUAUUGUUGCUCGUCAAGCUGGCGGACCCAAACCACCUGGCCAGAACCCUAAUUGGGAUGAGGAUUAA
This is a messenger RNA of Talaromyces marneffei, 1746 nucleotides long. RefSeq lists its product as uncharacterized. The transcript is spliced from 3 exons. Lineage: Eukaryota; Fungi; Ascomycota; Eurotiomycetes; Eurotiales; Trichocomaceae. The record is from RefSeq and is a predicted model, not a curated record. Bases 1 to 1746 code for a protein of 581 amino acids. Gene Ontology annotation, biological process: protein folding. Gene Ontology annotation, cellular component: chaperonin-containing T-complex. Gene Ontology annotation, molecular function: ATP hydrolysis activity; ATP binding; ATP-dependent protein folding chaperone.